Messenger RNA from Melospiza melodia melodia, 5000 nucleotides. RefSeq names its product ASPSCR1 tether for SLC2A4, UBX domain containing (gene ASPSCR1). Gene Ontology annotation, molecular function: protein binding. NCBI's taxonomy places the organism in Eukaryota, Metazoa, Chordata, Aves, Passeriformes, Passerellidae. The transcript has 16 exons. The record is from RefSeq and is a predicted model, not a curated record. Gene Ontology annotation, cellular component: vesicle membrane; nucleus; cytoplasm. Bases 1 to 1626 code for a protein of 541 amino acids. Gene Ontology annotation, biological process: intracellular protein transport; glucose homeostasis.
AUGGCGGCGGCGGGCGGGGGCGGCGCCGCGGUGUCGGUGCUGGCGCCCAGCGGGCGGCGGGUCACCGUGCGGGUGGGGCCCGGCACGGUCCUGCUCCAGGUCCUCGAGGAGGUCUGCAGGAAGCAGGGCGGCAGCCCUGGCGAGUACGGCCUGAAGUUUCAGAGGAAUGUGUUGGACCUGUCUUUGCAGUGGAGAUUUGCUAGGCUGCCCAACAAUGCCAAACUGGAGAUGGUGCCAGUCUCCAGCAGAGCAGGAGCUGGAACCACGGUUCGGAUAGCAUUACAACUAGAUGAUGGCUCCCGCUUGCAAGACACCUUCCUCUGUCAACAGACCUUGUGGGAACUUCUCAACCAUUUUGCAAAGAUCAGGGAGCUGAUGGAACAGGAUGGUGAAUUGUCUCCAGUCUGUAUUUACAUGCGGGAUGAGAUAUCAGGAAAAGAUGCCCUGGAGAGGACAACACUGAAAUCACUUGGCCUGAUUGGAGGCAAUGCCAUUAUCAGAGUUGUCAUGAAGAAAUGCAGUUCAUCUGGUGGGGAGGGUGCCACGGUGCCUUGUAAUGAGCCAACAGUGAGGCAAGGCUCCAUGGAAGAAGCAAUGGAUGUGCCACUACCUCAAGAAAACACAUUUCCAAAGGACUUGGAGCACAGGGAUGUGGCUGUAUCUUUAAACAGCUGCACACACAAGCAAGACUCGAUUAAAGAUUCUCAUGCUAGCUUGGAGGAGCUGCAGCAUUUCCCAGAGCCUGAGCCUACCCCGUUUGGCCCUUUUUUUGGAGAGGGAGAGCAUCUGGGGGACUCUCCUGUAGCUGUACCAUCUUCAAAGCUGCCAACAACUUUUUUGAGCCCUGGAGGUCCUUCUAAGCCAAAGAAGUCUAAGAACAGCCAAGAACUGCGAAAGGAGCAAGAACAGCUUGUAGAACGUGAGCCCCUUAUAUGUCACCUAGACCUACUGGAACAAAUUUCUGAUGGCCCAGAAGAGCUUCCUGAUGAAUUUUUUGAAGUCACAGUGGAUGAUGUACGGAAACGUUUGGCACAGCUGCAGAAUGAGAGGAAACGCCUGGAAGAAGCUCCACUGAUGACAAAGUCCUUGAGGGAGUCCCAGCAGAAGGAGAAGUUGGAGCGUUACCCCAAGGUGGUGGUGAGAGUUCAUUUUCCAGACCGCCACGUUCUGCAAGGCUGCUUCCAUCCCACUGAGACUGUUGGCAUUUUGAGAGACUUUGUAAGAAGCCACCUUGCCAGUGCAGAGUUGCCAUUUUACUUAUUUGUUGCACCUCCCAGAAUCAUCUUGAACGAUGAAAGUCUGACGCUGUUUGAGGCUAACCUUUUCCCAACUGCUGUGAUUCAUUUUGGAUGCAAGGAGCGCAGGGCUUGUUACCUGAAAUCAGACCUGCUGUGCUCUGCAGUUUCUCCUUCUGCAGCUGAUUUAUUGGUAGCCAGAUCAUUAGUUCCUUCUGCUUCAUCAACUUUAGCAUCAGUGGUUCCAUCCCUAUCUGCACCAGAAGCGGGAAGUGACAAAGAGACCAUUGAGCAGCCAGAAGCAGCCAGCACUCAGGGAGCUCCACAAGUGCUUAGAAAAGCCCCUGGGAAAAUACCCAAAUGGCUGAAGCUUCCAGGUGGGAAGAGAUGAAGCAUCCUGGGCUGCUGGAUCACUGAGUUGUCAGCUGUGCCUUCUUCUCCACGAACUUACUAAGAAUGUGUAAAAGGUGUUGGUGGCCAUGGAGAGAUCUAAUCUGUAUGAACAUUAGUUAUAAAAAGAGAAUGGCUAUUUCAGAUACCAGUUGCAGCUGGUGGAGGAGUGGAGGGCCUGCUUGUGGUCUUUGUGACUACAGAAGCAAGCUUAGAUGUUAAAUUUAAGGUUUCUUGCAUGCAAAUAACAAGAAUAGAGAAUUAAGGGGGACACGAUUCCUAUAUACUUUCUGCAAAGGACUUUGUUUCUAUCCAUACUUUUAAAUUCAAAUCCUCUCAGUUCCACCUUCAGAGAUCACUUGAGUCUAGCCUCAGUUCUAGUGGCAAGAUAAAAUCUGGUUCAGUUUUACCUAUAAUAGUUAAGUGGUGCCUAGAACAAGACUUCUUGCUGCUUCUUAGUGAUUAGGGUUAGUGCUGCUGAUAAUUCUGGACAUAGAUGGCUGGAAAAUAAAUGAAGAGCAAGCACUUAAGUUACUUAAACCAGUUCAGAUCAGUGAACAUUCCUGUGAAGCACCCGAGCUGCUGCACUGUAUUGUGUUCAGUUGCCAGAAUCUUGUUAACAAGGAACACAGGUGUCUGUUCAUGGAAUGCCUGUUGAGCUUGUUUCAGCCCUAAGCUCUAGUUUUGUUUUCACUGUGUAUAAUUACCAUCUGUAAUUAGUUACAGCCAGGGAAAAAACAUCCAGUUGAAGGGUCUCUUCAAAUGACAGUUGAUUGGUGGCCUGAGUAUUCCCAGAGCAGGGUAGCUGUGCUCUGCACUGCAGUGGGUGUACAGGGACAAGGCUCAGUCCAGAUCUUUGUCUCCUGCAGACGUGGGAGGACGAAUGUUGGUUACAAUUGUCCUUACACUGGAGAUGAACUCUGUUGUGUCAUGGCAGUCGUGGUGCUGGGUUUUAUUUGAAGUCUUCUCCAUGGAUCAGUGAUUUGUGGAGAGCUGGGGUUCCAUGGUACAGUAAUACCAUGUUUUCCAUUUUCCUUGUUUCCUCUCUGCACUACGUGUGCAUCUGCACAAUUUGUAGGUGUAAUAAAGCAGAGUGGCCACGGGGGCCCUUUUGGUCAGUGCCUUUAAUGUCUUCUUGCCCUGGCACUUGGUGUGUCUGUCAGUUCACAGGAACCUGCUCUCCUUUCAAUUGGCCUGUCAUGCCUCGUUCCCUUCCUCCCAUUUUUUUCAACAAAGCAAAACGGAGCUUUGUACCAUCUGAAUGAACUUCAAAGUGGCUAGAAAGGGCACCCUGGGUUCCUGGCACUUGUCAUUGUCUCCCUGCCUGGCCAACAUUUCCCUUCAGGUCUAAUUACUUCCAAAUGCUCACAAAUGCUUUGAAGAAACUUGGAAGGAGGGGGAGGCAUGAAAGAAAGGUGGAAGAGGAAGAAGGAGACUCAAAGCAGAAGGAGUGCAGAAUGCUUUAGCAAAAAAAUUGAUUGAUUUCUUACUUGAUACCCAGACGUGAACAGGGAACGUGAGAGCACUGUGUACAGCUCCUGCACUCAACCCUCCCUGUGGAAAGCAAGCCCUUCUGCCACUUGAUAGGCUAUAAAAGACAUACCACAGCAAACAAAAAACCCCAGUCAAAUAAUGUUUAAAGUUUAUUACUCUGUAGUGGAUUAAGUGUGGGCUGAGCCCACGCUGCAUAUGACUGUUAGUAUCUUGGUUCAGGUGCUGUGUCAGGCUCACUCAUGUCACACAGAUCAGAAGUAGAGCUGCCUUGCUGAAUUUGUACAGGAUAUCCUGUGGGGAAACCAGGAGCUGUUGCUAGUGAUAGGUGGUGAAAUACUUGUGCUGGUGUUUUUGGUUUCCAGGAUUGGAACAUGCAGAAGCAGUGUGGUUGGGAGGAAGUUGCAGUGUGCCUUCAGUUGUGCUAGUCCUUAUUUUUUGAAGAGCACAGGUGACAUCAAAUAUUAUGAUCUGCUUAACUGAUUUUCUUAGCUGCUCUAAUUAUGUCAGGUUUUGUAAAGGGUUAGGUCCAUAACUAUCCCCUGCAAGUACCUGACAUGGAAAAACAAGUUUAGGUACACAAACAGUAAUAUCAAUAUUCCUGGGGCAGUUUCAUGUGUUAAGUGUAAGGGCUUUGCAUUGCUGUGUUCCCUCAGGCAGUUCUGCCCCUGCUUGUCCUUGGUGUAACUCAGCUGUCAUCAAACCCAGUUUAACCACAGUAAUGAAAAAUUGCUACCUUCAAUAGCUAGACAAGAGGUCUUAUUCCCCUUCCCUAUACAAAGAGUUACUUUUAGCUGCUGCUGCUGUUCAAUUGCUGCUUUACUGUGGAUGUCCACAUCAGCAGUUCUCUGUGUGUCAGGGAAAGGAUCUUGAGACUUUUUAGGGCAGCAUCUUUGGCACUGCUGUUUCAGUAGGUGUCAGGGUGAAGGCAGAGACAGGGACCUGAAAUGUGGAAAAGGCAAGGAAGUAGGAGUGAAUUCUUUAAGGGGGACAGUACACCCCCACAUUUAAAAUGGUGAGCUCUUCACUAAAGGAGGGAUUGCUACAAGGAUUCCUGCCCUGCUGAAGAGCAGUACCUGCAGAUACCCUUUUUUUUGCUAUUGGCUUUUUUUUUUUACCAAUAGUUGUGGGGCUGACAACUGAACUAGGUCAGUUCCUUCACUGCAUGUGUUGUACAGCUGAACAGUUGUUUUGGCCGAGAAGCCGCAGUGCUGAGGGCUGGGCACUGCUUAGGCUGGUACUGUCACAGAACGUGUAUGGACGGCAGUUUUUGUGAGGUUUCGUGGUGGUUGUCGUGAGGGAUGACCCUGAUAGCGCCUAGCUCACAGUGACCCACUGUUCCUGAGCCAAGGACUGCUGCUCUGGCUGCUGCUGCUGCUGCUGCAGCGGGGCAGCGCCGGAGCCCUCCGUGCAGCCAGCCCUGCGCUUCAGCAACGCCACUCGGGCUCCUGGCUCCUGCCCACAUGUGUGAGGUUUCUUAUUUCACAGUGCCCCCCUGCGCUGCCAGAGGGGCCAGCCUGUCCCGUGAUGUGGGAUUCUCACACAUGCUGUUUGUUAUUUUGUCCUUUUUUCCGUUCGUCCUACAAAGAUUUAGGGAAGAGGGUGGGUGAGGGGGAAGCUCUGCAAGUCUUUGAAGCAACUUGACUUCUGAUGAUGAAUUGCAGCAAAGAGCCUACACAAGGAAGGGAGACUUUUUUUUAAAUUACUGAUGUUUCUUUGUGAGAACAAAUUUAUAGCAGAGGGGGAGCAGCCUCUGAGGAGAAUAUUGAAUGGUUAAAAGGUUUCAAGCAUUCUUUGAUGUCACAGCCCGAGACAUACUGGAAGGUAGUGAGGAACAGACACUGUUUAUUUAUAAAAUAAAGAUCAGUUACCUGCUUUUGGCAA